This is a messenger RNA of Symbiodinium sp. CCMP2592, 3603 nucleotides long. Lineage: Eukaryota; Dinophyceae; Suessiales; Symbiodiniaceae. The record is from the annotation of a GenBank genome assembly.
AUGGCGUCCGUGGUUGCACAAAAGGGUGUUAAAGCAGAGGGCGAGGACGAGGUCGUUGAAGUGAAGUCAGAGUCAGAGGGUGAAGACAAGGUCGUUCGAGCAGAGGCAGACGUCGUUCGAGGGCGGGUCGUGCGUGCGGUGGUUUUGCCGUGCGGGGCGAAAGGCAACUUCAAAGGCGAGGUCUACGAGUUUGCCGAGCCUGUGCAAGCCGAAGACGGGCUGUCGACACCGGGUUUUUUCUUCUGGUUGUUUCGGUGGCUGGUCGAUUUCCUUGGUGGAAAUCAGAUCCCCAACUUCGGGGGGCGAUCGCGAGCCACUCUGCUUGGCCGAACGGCCAGCCUGUUGGCCGAUGGUCUUUCAUCGUCGUCGGAGGAGGAGGAGGGCGAGAAGAAGGGGUCGUUCGAUGGCGGGAUCGUCAAGGAGGAGGACGAGGAGGAGGAGGAGGAGGAGAGAAGAAGCACGAUGAGGGUUGAUGACGAGGACGUUGAGAUGGAGGUCAAGGACGACGACGAGGAGCUGGAGGCGGUGGACGUUCCUGGAGACUCCGUCGACGAGGCAAAGGCUCCCCGGUUGAGGGGCGACUUUGCUUUGUCGUCGUUCGCGAUGUUGGUCUGGAUGUCAAAGCUCAUGGUCUCGGGGCCUCGGGCCGGCUCCCGAUGGAUGCUGGACUCUGCGGAACUGAAAGGUCGCUGCCGGGCCUUUCUCCAAGGUCUUUCGGACACGUUUUGGCAGAACGUCCAGGGCGACGUGUUUCAGGUCGUGCGGGGCGAGCUGGCCGUGGAUGUUCUGACGGCCGCCGAAGGCAAGCUGGCCGCCAAGAUCUUCAACAAGAAGAAGACGGUGUCGGUCGUGGCGGCCAUGGCCACCCUGCAGGGGGACGUCUCUCGUCGUUCGCUCUCGGCGGAUCGCAGACGGCUCGCGGAGAAGCUCUUCAGCCGUCUGCUGCAGUCGCUGGCCAAGGCCAUCGACGACUCUCGCGGCCAGGACAUCUGGACGGCCAGCAAAGUGGAGUCUCUCGAGCAGCUGAGGACGGCCCGGGGCUACCGGAAGGUGUCGCACGGGUGCCAAGAGGCCGUGCUCGAAGCUGGGCGGUCGGCAGGACCUUCGGUGGCGGCAGCCUUGGCAGCACAGGGCCACUUCAGUGGCAAGGCUGCGGCGGCUGGCGGCAAGGAGGUUCGACGAAACAAAGAGAGACCAGGCAAGUUUCUGGAGGCCGAGCGUCUCUCUUACGUGGCAGCUGGCAGGGCCUCUUUUGCUCAGACGACCGUGCUGAGUGUGGUGGCCGAUGCGGUGCACGUCGGAACAGAAGAUUGGCUCAACGUCUUCGUGUGUGACCCCGGGCAGAACUUGUCGUUCGUCUGCCCGCCGCAGGCCGUGAGGGAGGGCGGCUUGAAACCUUUUACUAGAGAGGGGACGGUCGUCACCAAGGAGGAGUGGGUGGACUUGUGGCAGGGCCGUCUCACGAGCUUCUUCAAGGCCGGCGGAGGCAGAGGGCGGGGUCGUGCGGCAAACAGAGAAACGGGAGGCACGAAGCAGCCUGAAAGGCUUGCCACCCAGGACUGGUUGAGGGACGUGUCCCACAGUCUCGGGGCGAUCGGCUGGGGCUGGUCGUCCUGUGGUCGUUCGGAGACCGCAGCAGCGGGAGCAAGGCCUGUCGCCAUGGUCUUCUGCACGGACCAGGAGGCCACCCAGUUGUCGGCCCUGUCCUACUUGAAGUUUAGCCGUUCGCUGCUGGUAGAGCACGUCAACGACCCUGCCCACAGGUCGCACAACGACGUUCACUUGGCUCUGGCAGCAGCAGGUCUCUUGACGUUCGGGCUCAUGUCGUUCGGGCUGUACAACGUCCGCUACGGCCCAUGGAACAAGGGCACGUGGUUCGGCAAAGUGCAGCAGACGGCGGACGAGAUGAGCCGUUCGAUGAGUGCAUCGGACCCUCUUCUGGUCACCUUCUUCCCCGACAUUUUGGCGGACGAGGGCCGUUCGCAGGAGGAGAACACCGUGGAACACCGUCGCUUGUUUCUGGAGUCGCUGCCAAACAGGUCGUUCGUUCGAGCCAAAGGGUCGAAGGCUUCGCCGUCGCGGUUUAACAGCCUGUCGAUCGCACAUGCGGAACUCGACCCGGAGUGGUCGUCGUUUUGCUUGGUGCUCGCCGUCUUGUGCAUCAACGAAGGGUGGGUCAAGAAGGCGUCGGACUUGUGGUCGCCCGAUGCCCCUGGCACUUCGGAGCAAGCUGCUACCACCAGGGCUGCCGCGAAGUCCGCAGCUCGCAAGGCCUUGGCUCAGCAGCGAAGCCGCACGGUGAACACUCUGCACUCGAUGACGACGUUCGCUUGCAAUGCCGACAACAGGUCUCUCGCCAGAACCGUGUUUUUCGUCUUGCAGCCCGAGGGCCUCAGGUGCUCGAAAAUGCUCGAGGAGCUGCGGUCUCCCGAGUCGACCGUGAGGUACUUCAGCGAGUGGGCGCACUGGGGCUACAUGGCCACAGCUAGGGAGCACGUGGGUCGCCUUUCGGACCUCGCCUUGCUCCAGCGUGUCGGGCUGGACAUGUCCAUGGACUCGCCCUUGCUUGCAGAAGCAGCUCUGGCCUGGCAGGACUGUGUGGCCCGUCGCCUCGCCAAGCUGACACAGCGACUGCUCCGCUACCGUUGUGGGAGUCAGCUGCCGUCCACCAACGGGUGGGGGGCAACCGCAGGCCUGCUUCACGACUCCAUAGCCUGCCGCCAAGCAAGUCUCCGGUUUUUGGACGAGGUGGACAAGGUCGUUCGGAAAGUCAAGGAGGAGGGCUCUCUGGAAGCUAAGUCGUUGCUCGAGGGUCACCCUGCAACAGCACCUCUGCUGGCCUUGGUUUUGGGAGAGCUGCGUGCCGGUGCGUUCGUGGAAGUCGACCCGGACACCCAGGACUUUCUGCGUCGGCUGUGGGCAGGCUUGCUCAACAGCAAGCUCGUCGAGGACGGGAACAAGGUCCAGCGAGAAGCGGAGCAACGAAACGGCUCAAACAAGACUUUGGGCCGGGUCGAAGGCUGGCACGGUCUCUCACGUUCGCUCGUCCUCAAGUCGUACGAGCGCCCGGAGGUGGCCACCGUGGGCAUGGCCGAACUUCCAGGCGGCUUUCAAGCGGAGGACUGGUUCGUUCGCCGCAAGCGUGUGCGGCAGGAGCAGGGCCAGUCGUCCACGGGAGCGGCCUCUUCGUCUUCGCGAGCAACCAGGGCAAGCGAGGAAGAGGACAUCUUCGUCGGCGUCAGCAGCACGAGAACCUGGGCCUCGCACACACCGGAGUCGCAGCAGGACAACCUGGCUUCCUUCUCCUUGCUGGCCAAGGUUGUUCGAGAGAAGAGGGAUUGGUCGUUCGUGGAAAAAGGCUGGUGGGCAUCGCUGCUGCCCGAGGGCUGUGGCCUGGCCUUUGAGGGGUGCCCGCCCUGCUUCGUCGUUCGCAGCUACAAGCGUGCUGCUUUGGUCUGGCCAGCAACGUUGGAGCCGCUCGGCGACGGCAGCGAGAGGCUCGUCCUGCAAGCCGACGUGGCCUCGCUGUGCUGGGUGCACACCUUCGACGACAACGUGGUCGUCUUGGACCUUGCGGCCACGUCGCCCCUUCGUGCCCUGUGA